Microplitis demolitor is the source of this 798-nucleotide messenger RNA. Its product is annotated as chymotrypsin-2-like. The coding region runs from base 1 to 798 and encodes 265 amino acids. Gene Ontology annotation, molecular function: serine-type endopeptidase activity. Lineage: Eukaryota; Metazoa; Arthropoda; Insecta; Hymenoptera; Braconidae. The transcript has 4 exons. Gene Ontology annotation, biological process: proteolysis. The record is from RefSeq and is a predicted model, not a curated record.
AUGACUCCAUUAAAAUUUAUUUAUUUUCCUUUCGUUAUUGGAAUAGUUCUGAUACCUGACGAAAUUUAUGGAAAACGGCCUAAUAAAAUAGUUAAUGGUACCGAUGCAGCGAUAACUGAAUUCCCCGGGGUGGUUUCUAUUCAAAAUUGGGGAUAUCAUUUUUGCGGCGGCGUUUUAAUAACAAAACGUCACGUUUUGACAGCAGCGCAUUGUUUGACAAAUGUUGAUGGCACAUCGAAAUUAGUGCGAUUGCUGGACAAAGAUGCAUUUACAGUAGCAACUGGAAGUAGUAAUUGUCAAAAACCUCAGCAUGUUUACAAUAUAGAAAAAUUUGAUAUUUAUCCACACUACACCGUACGACCACCUCAAGUUUAUAAUGACAUUGGUAUCAUAACACUGGCAGAAGAAAUUAUUGUUGAUGAAAAACAACGACCUAUGAGACUGUCAACUUCAUACUGUGGUGCUGGUCAGUUUGCCACAGUAGUUGGAUGGGGAUAUUUACAUGAUGGAGGUGGCACUACAGCCAAAUUACAAAAGGCUCCUGUAAUUACUUUGAGUAACCCAGAAUGCAUACGAAGACUUCCUUACCCGAUUGGACAACACCAAAUUUGUGGAUUUUAUAAAAACGGAGUAGGUUUUUGUGAUGGUGACAGCGGCGGCCCUUUGAUCCACAAUGGAGUAGUAAUUGGCGUCGUUUCAAUGGGAUACGCCUGCGGCGCGGGUCUUCCGGAUAUUUAUACGCGAGUGCAUUCAUACUUACCUUGGAUUUAUAGGACAGUUUUUAAAUUUAAAAGAUAA